AUGCGGACACGAGAAACGCGAUCCGCCGCCGCAGAACACUUGAGGCCCCUCUCGGGCGCCGUAGUGCGGGAUAGCGGCGCACGGUCGCGUCUGGGCAAGAUCGUCGGCAACAAGUGGGAGGCCUACCUGGGGCUGCUACAGGCCGAGUACACCGAGGGGGAUGCCCUGGACGCGCUGGGCCUGAAGCGCUACUGCUGCCGCCGGAUGCUCCUCGCACACGUGGACCUGAUCGAGAAGCUGCUCAAUUACGCACCCCUGGAGAAGUGACUGCUGGGACGCGCCCUGCUGCUGCGGGCCGGGCGGCCGGGGCCUGGCCCGAGUUCAUUAGCCGGUGCUGGGGGUGGCGAGCAAUGCCUAGCCAUGCUGCACAGACACGGAGUCCCCUCUGGAGGAGCCACCAGUAAAAGUCUUUGUAGAGCCAC
This is a messenger RNA of Tupaia belangeri chinensis (Chinese tree shrew), 422 nucleotides long. It is a transcript of the gene POLR2L, whose product is annotated as RNA polymerase II, I and III subunit L. Bases 1 to 267 code for a protein of 88 amino acids. The transcript has 3 exons. NCBI's taxonomy places the organism in Eukaryota, Metazoa, Chordata, Mammalia, Scandentia, Tupaiidae. Gene Ontology annotation, molecular function: zinc ion binding; DNA binding. The record is from RefSeq and is a predicted model, not a curated record. Gene Ontology annotation, biological process: tRNA transcription by RNA polymerase III; transcription by RNA polymerase II; transcription by RNA polymerase I. Gene Ontology annotation, cellular component: RNA polymerase I complex; RNA polymerase II, core complex; RNA polymerase III complex.